Messenger RNA from Halteromyces radiatus, 716 nucleotides. RefSeq lists its product as uncharacterized. The coding region runs from base 145 to 471 and encodes 108 amino acids. The record is from RefSeq and is a predicted model, not a curated record. The transcript has a single exon. NCBI's taxonomy places the organism in Eukaryota, Fungi, Mucoromycota, Mucoromycetes, Mucorales, Cunninghamellaceae.
UUUUUUUAUUCUUGAACUAUUUUUAUUCCUCUUUUUUUUUUCUCUUCCUCUUUUCUUUUCUUUUCUUUUUUUCCUUUUUCCUUUUUCCUUUUUUAUUAUUCUUCUAUUAGAUUAAAACAUAAUAGUAUAGAUUAAUAAUUAAUCAUGGGACUUGUUGAUACUCUUAAAAGAAGAUAUGAUUUAAGACAAGUAGAUAAGUAUACCAAACGAAGAAUGUCUCAAUCUCAAUUUGAAUCGCGAGAUCGUGAUUAUUACAACUCUGUAUAUAUCGAUGGUUAUUAUCUUCAAGAAAAGGAUAUGAAUCGUCAUAACAGCAAAGAUAAACAGAAUCAUCCUUUUGGUUUAUCCUCUUCUUCCAUUCAUCGACUCGAUCGUUGGUCUCUACCAUCUUUCUUACGACGUCCAUCUCAACAACAAUCCUUAGCCACUCAACAAACCAAAACCUCGGAAAGUUAUACAAUGACUGAAUGAUAUCACUGAAGACGUUGGGAUCACUUUUUUUUUUUUUAUGUAUCAGUGGCAAGUACAGAAGGCCCGAUUGUAUUUGUAGGUUAUGACUAAAUAAUAAAAAGAAGGAUAAAAAGAAUGAUAAAAGGAUGAUAAAAGGAUGAUGAUGUAGUUUAGAAUAAUUCAGUUUAUAGUAUUCAUAUUACUUUUUUUUUUUUUUUGAUAAAGAACAUAUCUUUUUUAUUUUAUUUUAAAUCAUGUUUAAUUUU